Messenger RNA from Vespa mandarinia (Asian giant hornet), 853 nucleotides. RefSeq names its product adenine phosphoribosyltransferase (gene Aprt). The record is from RefSeq and is a predicted model, not a curated record. Gene Ontology annotation, cellular component: cytoplasm. Gene Ontology annotation, biological process: adenine salvage; AMP salvage. Lineage: Eukaryota; Metazoa; Arthropoda; Insecta; Hymenoptera; Vespidae. Gene Ontology annotation, molecular function: adenine binding; AMP binding; adenine phosphoribosyltransferase activity.
UUCAUAAUUAAAAAUUUGUCGUUUAUUUAACUUCUAACUGCAAAAGUUAACUAAUAUAUAGUAGUUAAAUGAUAAAUUAGAUACAUACAAGCAAAUAACCAUAUAUUAUUGUAAAAUCAAAUUAGCAUAAAAAUUGAAACAUUAGGAAGAUAGUUCUAUUUUUCUUGAAAAAAAAUAGACAUUUAUAUAAAAAUGGAUAAAACUCAAAAAUUAAAAUUAGUCAAGGAUUCUAUUAAGAAUUAUGAUGAUUUUCCUAAACCUGGUAUUAAUUUUUUAGAUAUAUUCCCUGUAUUCCAAAAUACAUUUGCAUUAAAAGCUUUGAGAGAUCUGCUAGUGGAACAUAUUUUGUUCCUUGAAGUUGAUUUGAUUGUAGGUUUGGACUCCCGUGGAUUUUUACUUGGUCCAAUGGUAUGUAUAGAAAUUGACAAGCCUUUCAUACCAAUCAGAAAAAAGGGGAAACUUCCAGGAAAGGUUUUAAGUCAGAACUAUGCUUUGGAAUAUGGAGAGUCCACAUUGGAAUUACAAGUGGAAAGCGUUAAAGAAGGUACUCGAGUGCUUAUAAUUGAUGAUUUAUUGGCAACUGGAGGCUCUAUUGGUGCAGCUGUAAAUUUAUUAAAAUCUGUAAAUGCAAAAAUAGUAGAAUGUUUAGUGGUAAUAGAGUUGACUAAAUUAAAGGCACGAGAAAAACUCAAUGUACCUAUUCACUCAAUUAUUCAAUUUUGAUAACAAAGAGUAAUUACACAGAUGCAUAAAAAUUGUAUAUAAAAUCAAGGUACAAAUUAAUAAAUAAUAAAGAAAUUUUCUAUAUGUAAAAUGAAGUAUAACAGAAAUAAAAUAUUUUUUCAAAUAAGAA